Molecule: messenger RNA, 761 nt
Organism: Hordeum vulgare subsp. vulgare (domesticated barley)
Lineage: Eukaryota; Viridiplantae; Streptophyta; Magnoliopsida; Poales; Poaceae
Exons: 3
Coding region: 271-549 (92 amino acids)
Source: RefSeq, a predicted model, not a curated record
UAGUUCUAGGAAUAAUUGAAAUCUACUGUACCACGUAUGUUAGGUAGGUGGCCAAUUGCGUCGAGGUUGGCGUGCGUGCGUGCGUUCAAAAAGACUUCCCUUUCCCGUGCGUCUCUCUCACCCUCCCUCAGCGCAGUGCUCCAUGAUUAGCUCCUCUUGGGGGGCAGGAACGAGCGUCAGCACGAACUCAACCGCAGCCGCGGCUAUUUAGCCCCGGGGGUACUGCUGCACUUGCUGCCCGGGGUCAGCCAGGAGUACGUCUACGUCGUGAUGGGGUGGAGAUCUGCCGCCGGCCGCUUGCUGGCGAUCCUGCUCGUCCUGCACCUCCUCGUCGCUUUCUCCCACGCGGCCCGCUUCACGAGGAGCUACAGGAUGAUGGCGGUGGAGGCUCCGGCGUUCCGUGGCGUUAGAGGUGAUUCAGGAGAGGGCAAUAGGAGGGACAGCAACGCGAUUGUGGAGGAGAUGUUCGGAAGGAUGGCUCUGCAGACAACCGACUACCCUGGUUCAGGCCCAAACGACCGUCACACUCCCAAGGCGCCCGGGACAUGAUCAUGCCAUGUCAAAGUCCAGAUGCUCAACUCACUCACACGUAAUAUACAGUAUAUGUACAGAAGAUUUAUUAGCUCCUCGUCAAAUUAGAACUUAGAACCCAUCAAAAUGGGUGAUUAUUCAAAGUGUAAAUUCGUAUACGUGUGGAGGUUACUGUAAGAUUGUGUGCUAUGCCAUUUCUAUUAUGAAAAGUCCAAUGAAGUUAUCCGGGA